This is a messenger RNA of Labrus mixtus (cuckoo wrasse), 2486 nucleotides long. Its product is annotated as transcription factor Sox-14. The transcript has a single exon. Gene Ontology annotation, molecular function: RNA polymerase II cis-regulatory region sequence-specific DNA binding; DNA-binding transcription factor activity, RNA polymerase II-specific. Lineage: Eukaryota; Metazoa; Chordata; Actinopteri; Labriformes; Labridae. The coding region runs from base 588 to 1307 and encodes 239 amino acids. Gene Ontology annotation, biological process: anatomical structure morphogenesis; cell differentiation; positive regulation of transcription by RNA polymerase II. The record is from RefSeq and is a predicted model, not a curated record.
CAACUGAAAUCCUGGUGUCUUAUAAACCCAUGAGGAUUGGGCACUGUGUGUGCAUGAAAAAUAAAAUACAAUCAAUCAAUCAUGUAUUAGGCAUCAUAGACUUUCUUCCUCGGUUUCCUGCCCGCUAUGCAUCUUUGGAGACUGAGCUGUCAGUAAAGGGUUGAAGGAGGGAGUCCCUCAGAAAUGUACAGUCACUUUUUGUGAAGGGAUUAGUGCUCUCUCUCAUUCCCAUUGGCUUUGCCCGCCGUGACAGCGGUGUGGAGAAGAGUGGCUGACAUGCCGAGCAUCAUCCAUAACAAGCUUCCAACCUGCUCCUGUGUGACUCCCAUUCAUGUGCCGUAGCUUUGCACUUUAUGUGCUUUUUAGUUCCACUUUGUUCAAAUACUUCAGUAAAUAGGAAACAUCUUGUCUUCUCCUUUAUUUUUUUCUUACCAAAGACACUAAAAGUUAUUCUGAAAUUUGAGCCUAUCUUUAAGAAUCCUUCGCCAAUUUUCCUUUUACGCACGAGUGGACCAUGCGCUUUUUUGGAGAGGUGACAUCUUUAAAGUAGGAUCUGUGUUUUGUUGAUUUGCGUGACAUUUUCUGAAAUGGCAAAACCCUUAGAUCACAUCAAAAGACCGAUGAACGCCUUCAUGGUUUGGUCCAGAGGCCAGAGGAGAAAGAUGGCCCAGGAAAACCCAAAGAUGCACAACUCUGAGAUCAGCAAGAGGCUCGGCGCGGAGUGGAAGCUGCUCUCCGACCUAGAGAAACGUCCGUACAUCGACGAGGCCAAGAGGCUGCGGGCUCAGCACAUGAAGGAACACCCGGACUACAAGUACCGACCCCGGAGAAAACCCAAGAGCCUCCUGAAGAGGGACCGAUUCCUUUUCCCCCUGCCCUCUUUGCUCGGAGACGCAGCGGAGCAGUUGAAGGGAUUUUCCAUGGACUCCUUUCUUGUCCCCGGGGAUAAAGCCCGAGCUCUUCUGGUUCCCUCCUCUUCAUCCUCCUCUUCAUCAUUCUCCCUGUUGGAACCGGUGGCGCAGUUCAGCAGCGGAGCUGUCCCGCACACUCUGGCUGCCGGCGCUCUGCCCUUCAGCGCGCACACCUUUGGAUACCAGACUGGGGGAAUUGGGGGUCUGGCUUGCCCCGGACAGCACACCCACACUCACACCCACCCGUCCCCCUCUGGCCCGGGAUAUGUGGUUCCGUGUAACUGUAGCGCCUGGUCUACCCCCAGUUUACAGCCUCAGGUAGCGUAUAUUCUCUUCCCUGGAGGGAUGACCAAGAGCGGCAUGGAUUCGUACUCCUCAGCCGGCUCCAGCGUGUGACAGGCGGGACACACUUGGAAAGGCGUUGAAAAGUUUGCAUACAGACCUUCGACAUUUACAAUGCCAAAGACCCGGGCUAAAUAAAGUGUAACGGAGUAUCAGAGACUAUGUGUUUAGAAAUAUAUUUAAUACAUCUCAAAAUGCCAGAUGUUGCUUUUUUCUUAGCCUACUGCUGAGCCCCAAAGAAACAACAAGUUCAUACAUAACUCUUUAGUCUAAAUGCAGAACACAGAUUUUGGAAAAUUUCCAAAAACCUUUUUUAAUGUUUUGAGAAAAAAUACAUUUGAAACAGUCCAAAAUAAAAUAAAUGAGGCUCACAUAUAACGUGUAUUAAUGAUUGGAUAUUUAAGAAAAAAGGUGUUCAUGACAUUAUUUUCAGUAAACACAUAAUGAAGUCAAAUGUUCCCCUUUUUUAUUCUUACGUUGUUACACAUAGGCAGUAACACUUGUGUUCUUCAGUGUGUCUGUCUCAAUGUGCAGGCCUGUUUUUAAUGUUUCUUUUGAAUCUGUUUCUUAACAUCUUACAUAACCAGCAAAGGUUUUCCUUAAUUGUCCUUUUAUUUCAGACAUCACCUGUAUUAAUACCUGGAGGAAGAUGACAGUCAAAGCAGUGUGUCCCUUUGUUCCCUAAUUCAAGCUGUUAUUCAAACAAGCUGACAUAUUGAAAUGAUAUUCGUCCUGUAAGCCAUUUUACUCAACUGAAAAACUAAACUAGAUUAAAAUGUUCACCCCGUGUGAGUUUUGUUUGUCUGUAUGUGUGAGUGCGGGAACCACAGCCAGAGGCACGAUAAGAAAGAAUAAAUGUUCUCUCCUCCCAAGAGUCUACAAAGUUGAAUGAACUUUAUUAGUGUUGUUUGUUUCACAGUAAGUAAGAGGAAGUGAGCCCUGUUAUUGAAAUCAAUGGAUUAAGUCCAAGUGUAUGACAAGUCUUGAUUCCGGUCAUUUCCAGGAUGUAUUUUCACGUUUCAUUUUACCUGAGGACGGAUGAAAUAAUGUCCUUGACUGGACAUGAAUCAGGAGUUUUUAAUGAUGUGUUCAUGACCUUAAACCUUGGUCAGAGUUUUCCCUAAACAUCUGCUGCUGAAGUGUCCUUGGGUAAAACACCAACUCUUUAUUCAUCUAAGGGUCUGUUCAAGCAGCUGUGUUCAUGACCCUGACCUCUCUCUCCUCACUGUUAAU